UCUUUUUAUUUAAAUAAUUUUAACAUUGAGCCAACGUUCUUAACUAAUUUGAAAAUCAACCCACAGCAGAUUGAUUUCUGUUACAAUAUUCUUCUGGUAAUCGCCAAGGCAACAGCAAACUCCCUAUAAAAUAGCCAUCCCCACAAUGGAAAUUCCUCAAAGUUCUGUGGCAGAAACGCAAGAAAAAUUCAAGCUCAAAACAACUGAAAUUAGCAAAGAUUUCGAUGAAUUUAUGGCAAAAGUCGCAAGAGUUGAAAAUGUACUCAAAGGUUUAAAUUCAAAAGAUGAACUUAAGCAAAAAAUAGCCAUGGAAAAAGCGGACUAUCUCUUGGGCAAUGAAGAUUUUGAUAAGGAUAUAGAUGAGGAUAAACUGUACUUAAAGACCAACCGAACUGUAAUAAAUCACAAGGCUUUCCAGAUAGAAGACAAUCCCGAUAACAUGUCCAAAGAGAUGUUUAUGAAGAGUGUUGAGGAAGACGCUAACAGAAGGGCUGCAGAAAGGAGAGAAAUGAAAGCAAUAUCAAACAGGCAUAAAACCGAAGGGAUUAAAGCAUUUCGGAAUCAAGACUACGUCAAGGCUCUCCACUCAUUCAAUGAGGCGAUAAAAUGUAUAAGAGACAGUCCUCUCCUUUACAACAAUCGUUGUUUGACAUAUCUAAAACUAGGAUUGCCAAAAAAUGCACUCGAGGACACAAGACAUGCGCUCCGACUCAAUGAAAACAGUAUCAAAGCACAUGUGUACAAAGCCGAAGCUUUAUACAAGAUUGGAGAAAAAUCAGAAUCUGAUCGAGUGAUUAAAGAAGCUUGUGACAAAUUCCCUAAUCAAGUCAAAUUUUUAAAAGAAACUCAAAGAUCAUGGCAAUAGAAAAACAAAUUUUAGUCCACCUCUUUCUUCUCAGUCAGUGCUCUUGGAUUGUGAAAAAAUACAUCGAAGUGAAUGCACUACAAAUUUAAUUAUUUAUUUAAAAUUAAAAUCCCAAAUAUAAAUUUUGAAAACUGA
Molecule: messenger RNA, 1000 nt
Organism: Cimex lectularius (bed bug)
Lineage: Eukaryota; Metazoa; Arthropoda; Insecta; Hemiptera; Cimicidae
Product: stress-induced-phosphoprotein 1-like
Exons: 5
Coding region: 146-865 (239 amino acids)
Molecular function (GO): protein binding
Source: RefSeq, a predicted model, not a curated record